AUGGUGAUUCAGCAACCCAACUCACAAAUCAAAUUGACCAAUGUCUCGGUGGUACGGUUAAGGAAAGGUGGCAAGCGCUUUGAGCUGGCCUGUUACAAGAACAAAGUUAUGGAGUGGCGCAACAAUGUGGAAACCGACCUCGAUGAAGUAUUACAAAUCCACAGUGUAUUCAUGAACGUAUCCAAAGGCCAAGUAGCGAGCAAGGAUGAUUUACAAAAGUGCUUCAAGACCGAUGAUCUCGAUAGUGUUAUUCAGCAGAUCUUGAAAAAGGGUGAACUCCAAGUGGCAGAGAAGGAACGCACAAACCAAUUGGAAAGCAUGUGGAGAGAUAUUGCAACCAUCGUCACUGACAACUGCGUCAAUCCACAAAACCAACGACCUUAUACGGUGACCAUGAUUGAAAAGGCCAUGCAAGAUCUUCACUUGAGUGUCAACCCCAAACGCAGCAGCAAAUCACAAGCACUCGAUGUCAUUAAGCAACUCCAGGAAAAGCAGAUUUUACCCAUUCAACGAGCCCAAAUGCGUAUUCGUCUCACACUCCCUCAAACCAAGGAAGCCAAAAAGUUGCGUGAAAAGUUACAUCCCAUGAUGACAUCCAUUGAAGAUGAAGACUUUGAUGCUGGCGAAUAUGAAUUGAUUGCAUUGGUGGAUCCUGGCAAAUACCGACAGAUCAAUGAAUUGAGAUGA
Messenger RNA from Lichtheimia ornata, 687 nucleotides. RefSeq names its product SBDS family rRNA metabolism protein. Gene Ontology annotation, biological process: cytosolic ribosome assembly; ribosome biogenesis. The transcript has 6 exons. The record is from RefSeq and is a predicted model, not a curated record. Bases 1 to 687 code for a protein of 228 amino acids. NCBI's taxonomy places the organism in Eukaryota, Fungi, Mucoromycota, Mucoromycetes, Mucorales, Lichtheimiaceae.